UUUCAGAGAAGGCUUCCCUUAUGGGAGGGUCCACGGACAGCACGUUGUCGAUAAACUGUCUCAGUACUGGCCAGCCGCUUGGAUGGGAGGUCUGUUGGUGUAACAGCGGUGCGCUCGGGUUCAGUGAAGUGUCUUUGGCCCUUCAUCAUUACUUCAGUCUGUGAGCUAGUUGAAUAAAGUUGCGAGGAGCACGCGCUUGUUGCAACUUUUGAAUCAACUCGUCGCGCGCGUCUCCCCCAACAGCUCGCAGCUCUGUCAUUUACUUGUCUUUCAACACAGUGGAAACGUGUAAUCUUUCAGACUGUCUACAAUGGACGAGGAUAACAACGUCUUGCCUGAUUUGAAGGAUAUAGAGACCAAACUGGGUCUAAAGGUCCCGGAUAGUCUCAUUCGUUCUCUCGCCGGAGGGAAGCAUCACGACAAGCACGAGAAGUCGCCGGCACCGCAUUUAGUGAACUGCAAAUUACAUGCUAAUAAUGCGGACUUGAAAAGACUGGAGACCAAAAUGCUAUUCCUCAAACAAGAAAUGGCACAUCUACGAGCCAUCGACGUGAAGCUGAUGCAGCAGCUUAUGUCAAUCAACGAAGGCAUUGAGUCCAUCCGUUGGAUGAUAGAAGACCGAGGUGGCGUGGCCAGCCAAGAGGGCAGCCUGACGGGCAGCUUGUACAGCCUGUUGGACAGCCAGGACGGUACCUCACUGUGCGGCAGCUUCAACAGCUUGAAUGAUGGUAACAGUGACGGGCUAGAUAGUCUGUCUGUGGGUAGUUACUUGGACACUCUAGCAGAGGACCUCCCGGAUGACCCCUCACCUACGGAUCUUGACUGUUUUGUGGAUAAAACGGUUAUUGAUGGGGAUGCUUUCAGCAAAUCGCCACUGAAAGUCAGAGUGGAAUCAGAUGAAUACUACUGCUUUGGAUAAUAAUAAGCUAAAUGCAGAGCCUUCUGAGAUAUUCUGUGAAGAAAGAUUUUAAAUUGUGUUUCGCCACUUUGAUAAUUAACACAGCUGUCUGGUUUUUCCUACAUGCUUUACAUUUGACUCAUAAUAGCUGACAGCCAAGGUGUUGGCGAUAUUACCAAAUGACUAAUGUUACUUUUCACCGUGUCACCAGCUUCCUUAAAUUGUGGAUUGAACACACACCUCAACAAAGCAUUGCCCCUUAAUGUCACACCAAAUGCAAGUGAAAGCAUCUUAACAACUCUUAUGUCUUAGUAUUUUAUCAUGCAGGUCAAUUAAAUUAAAAAAUGUGCUCUAUUAUGA
Messenger RNA from Perca flavescens (yellow perch), 1258 nucleotides. It is a transcript of the gene lurap1l, whose product is annotated as leucine rich adaptor protein 1 like. Bases 311 to 919 code for a protein of 202 amino acids. The transcript is spliced from 2 exons. Lineage: Eukaryota; Metazoa; Chordata; Actinopteri; Perciformes; Percidae. Gene Ontology annotation, biological process: positive regulation of canonical NF-kappaB signal transduction. The record is from RefSeq and is a predicted model, not a curated record.